Coregonus sp. 'balchen' is the source of this 21747-nucleotide messenger RNA. The record is from the annotation of a GenBank genome assembly. NCBI's taxonomy places the organism in Eukaryota, Metazoa, Chordata, Actinopteri, Salmoniformes, Salmonidae.
AUGCCAGCGUCCAGGUCGGGUAGGCUGCAUAAGAAAGGCUGUAACCUGGCCCGUAGGACCCAGAGACAGGCCACAGCAGCUUGGAGGCUCCUCUACAGACUGCUCUUCAUGGUGAGUAGGACAGAGGGAUUGAGAUCGAGAGGAUUGAUGAUUGUCGUGGGAGUACAGUUGACCGUUCAUAGAGGGAAGGACAGUGUUAGUGGGUUAUGGGGUUUAGUCUUUCACUGUCUAGUUGUUCAAGUGUGGCGAUGGGUAUCAACCUCAGGCUCAACAUGUUUUAGGGCUGUAGGUGUUGUGACAGAGAGGUUAAAACUAUUCCUCAUGGGGAGAGGGAGAGAGAGAUGUCUGGCUUUACAACAGGGAGAGCAGAUGGGGUGAUAGUCCCGAGUGAGCUGUCCAAUUUGGGCUAAUUGGCAGGAUAGGAUUUAGCUAAUUCUUCCUAGAAUCCCCACAGGCUUCAUGGUUGUUCAAUCAGAAAAACCCAGUCAGUUCCCUAUGUUGCAUAAGUGGGCUAUAGUAUAAGCGCUAAAACUGUGAGAGGAGCCCAAAUGCAGCAGAAGCUGUCAAGCGUAACCAGAAUACGGAGGGAGAAUUGAGACUAGCGCUGUUGGAUGUGCUCGUCCAUUCUCCAGCUGCAGUGCUGCCUCCUGCUCCCGGCUCCCCCUCUCCACAGCUCCCAAGCGGCCUGUUCGCAGAUCUUAAUUGGAUAUUUGGGUUAGCCGUCAGGCGUUUGGCUCAGACCGUUGGUGGGAUUGUUGUGAGAUAGGGAGACUUCUGAGUCAUGUCUCUCUCUCUCUCUCUCUUUUCCCCUAGUCAUGUUCUCACAGGUCGCCCAUAUUAAGUUGAUGAAAAGUAAUGCUGCGAGAAAGGGAGAAUCCUUCUGUCUGUCUCAGUGUGCGCAUGCCUGUGUGUGUAGCUCAGUGUGUGGCUUCAGAAACAAACAUUAUCUGUCUGUGUGAGGCAAGUUUGCCUCUGAAGCUGCCGCAGGGUAUCUGAUUAAUAUGUAAACAUCAUCUCCUUCAGCCCUUUUUCCUCCUUGAGCUGGUCUCAUAGCCUUUCAGCUGCAAUAUGGAGGAGCUUUGGUCUGUGUUAGUGUGGGUGAAACAUAUCCACUACAUUCAGUGUGUGUGCUUGAGCUUGUGUGUGUGGGUGUCGAUGCUUGCCUGCGUGCCUGAGUCUGUUCUUUUGUGUAUCUACAGUAUACAGCCGUACAGAAUCCAGUCAGUGUAGUAGCAUAGUGGGUCAGCUCAGUCUCAGUGUAAUUAUCAUUGCUCACGCAGAGACCCAGAGCUGCUGGCUGGGUGGUCGUAUCUAGAGGCCAGCCAGACCUAGCCUACCCCAUGCCUGAAUCCCCUUCCCCUCAGUGGGGGCCUGAGCCACCAGCCCCCUGCCCCUAGCCCCAAGACCACUGCCGUAGCCAUGCUGCUCCCACGGUGCUGCCUAGUUCUCUAUCCUCUCUACAGAUUAGUAUUGAAGCUGCUUUGGCACCCUCCUGAGUAACCAUGUUAUGAUUAAGCAAUAAGGCACAAGGUUGUAUGGUAUAUGGCCAAUAUACCACGGCUAAGGGCUGUUCUUAUGCACAACACAACGUGAAGUGCCUGGACACAACCCUUAGCCGUGGUAUAUUGGCCAUAUACCACAUACCCCCGAGGUGCCUUAUUGCUAUUAUAAACUGGUUACUAACGUAAUUAGAACAGUAAUUGCAAAUGUUUUGUCAUACUCGUGGUAUACGGUCUGAUAUACCACAGCUUUCAGCCAAUCAGCAUUCAGAGCUCAAACCACCCAGUUUAUAAUUACCUGAUGAGCUACUGGCUUAGCUUAAUAGAGGACUUGAUUUGUCCUCUGUCUCUAUGGUAUACUCUAACACUAUCUCGGUCCUGCUGGGUUGUUAUACUGUGAGGGCUGUUUAUUGAUUUGGUUUGUGUAUGUCGUGUGCGUGAAUUUGUCUGCGCUGUUGCUGUGCAAUAUUGAUGGUGACAGGCAGGGUAUUUUCUGAGAAUUGCUUAUGUGUAACGAUCAGCGUCUCUCUCACUUUUCUCUCUCACUCAAAAAUGCAUUCUCUUGCACUGACUCUCUUGCAGUGGCUCUUCCUUCUACACCCCCCCCCCCCCCCCCCCCUCCCCCAGUGGCUCUUCCUUCUACACCCCCCCUCCCCCAGUGGUGGUUGUCCCACUGGCUAUCCUAAGUUGAAUGCACCAAUUUGUAAGUCGCUCUGGAUAAGAGCGUCUGCUAAAUGAUGUUAAAUGUUAUGCACACUCACUGGACUCUACCCACACACUCACACAUACUUCACUGACAUCCCAACACACACACACACACAGACACACACACACAUCCAGAGUCAUAUUCCAGCAAAACAAGUUAUGACAUCACCAACCAGAACGUUCACUAAUAGGUCCGGUAUCACAUCAUCAACUUGUAUUGAUCACAUUUUUACUAACAUGGCUGAACAUUGUUCUAAAGCUGUAUCAGUGGCACUAGGUUGUAGUGAUCAUAACUGGCUGGCCCUAAGGUAAUCUACCGAAGGUCCUACAGAGGGUUCAAUCAGGACUCAUUUGUGGAUGAGAUUAAGAAUGUGCAAUGGUUAGAAGUGUGUAGUAAGGAUGAUCCUGAAAUGUCACUAAGUUUAUGAAAUUAUUUAUGAGUAUUGCUGAUAGGCAUCCCCCUUUAAGAAAAUGCACUGUGAGGUCAAACGGUGCCCCAUGGAUUGAUGAUGAGCUGAGAAAUGUAAUGAUUCAACGUUAUGAUGCUAAAAAGCAGCAGAUAAAUCUGGCACUCUGUUUGGUAAGCAAAGUUAUUGUAAAUUAAGAAAUCUUGUGACCAAGCUAAACAAAGGAAAGAAGAAGGGAUUCUAUCAGCACAAAAUUGAUGAAGUAAAGGAUGAUGGGAAAAAAACUGUGUAGAACGUUGAACGCUAUUAUGUGUAGGAAUUGGAACAUGUCCGCCUCUUUUGUUGAAUCAGAGGGUAUAUUUAUUACAAAACCACACGACAUCGCACACUACUUUAAUGAAUAUUUUACAGGCAAAGUGGACAAGUUGAGGAAUGCCAUGAGUCCAACUGAUGGCUCCAUGUCAUAUACCCUUAUAAAAGAUUGCAUCAUGAAGGAGAGGCAAUGCAUGUUCGAAUUUCACCAAGUAGAAAGGGAAGAGGUUGAAAGGAUGUUGUUGUCUCUUUCGGAUGACAAGUCACCUGGUACAGAUAAUCUUGACGCCAAAUUGCUUAGAGUUACAGCUAACCAAAAACGAUAUUAUAACCGCGAUCGAUAAAAGACAGUACUGCGCAGCCUUCUUCAUCGACCUGGCCAAGGCUUUCGACUCUGUCAACCACCGCAUUCUUAUUGGCAGACUAAAUAGCCUUGGUUUCUCUAAUGACUGCCUCGCCUGGUUCACCAACUACUUCUCAGAUAGAGUUCAAUGUGUCAAAUCGGAGGGCCUGUUGUCUGGACCUCUGGCCGUCUCUAUGGGGGUGCCACAGGGUUCAAUUCUCAGGCCGACUCUAUUCUCUGUGUAUAUCAAUGAUGUCGCUCUUGCUGCUGGUGAUGCUCGGAUCCACCUCUAUGCGGACGACACCAUUUUGUAUACAUCUGGCCCUUCAUUGGACACUGUGUUAACAAACCUCCAAACGAGCUUCAACGCCAUACAACACUCCUUCCGUAGCCUCCAACUGCUCUUAAACACUAGUAAAACUAAAUGCAUGCUCUUCAACCGAAUGCUGUUUGCACCCGCCCACCCGACUAGAAUCACUACUCUCGGCGGGUCUGACCUAGAGUAUGUGGACAACUACAAAUACCUAGGUGUCUGGUUAGACUGUAAACUCUCCUUCCAGACUCACAUUAAGCAUCCCCAAUCAAAAGUUAGAUCUAGAAUCGGCUUCCUAUUUCACAACAAAGCCUCCUUCACUCAUGCUGCCAAACAUGCCCUCGUAAAACUGACUAUCCUACCGAUCCUUGACUUCGGCGAUGUCAUUUACAAAAUAGCCUCCAACACUCUACUCAGCAAAUUGGAUGUAGUCUAUCACAGUGCCAUCCGUUUUGUCACCAAAGCCCCAUAUACUACCCACCAUUGUGACCUGUACGCUCUUGUUGGCUGGCCCUCACUACAUAUUCGUUGCCAAACCCACUGGCUCCAGGUCAUCUAUAAAUCACUGCUAGGCAAAUCCCCGUCUUAUCUUAGCUCACUGGUCACCAUAGCAACAUCCACCCGUAGUCUGCGCUCCGGCAGGUAUAUCUCACUGGUCAUCCCCAAAGCCAACACCUCCUUUGGCCGCCAUUCCUUCCAGUUCUCUGCUGUCAAUGACUGGAACGAACUGCAAAAAUCUCUGAAGCUGGAGACUUUUAUCUCCCUCACUAACUGUCAGUUGUCAGAGCAGCUUACCGAUCACUGCACCUGUACACAGCCAUUCUGGAAUUAGCCCACCCAACUACCUCAUCCCCAUAUUGUUAUUUAUUUUGCUAAUUUGCACCCCAGUAUCUCUAUUUGCACAUCAUCUUUUGCACAUCUAUCAUUCCAGUGUUAAUUACGAAAUUGUAACUAUUUUUGCACUAUGGCCUAUUUAUUUAUUGCCUUCCACAACUUACUACAUUCGCACACACUGUAUAUAUAUUUUCUGUUGUAUUUUUGACUUUAUGUUUUGUUUACCCCAUAUAUAACUCUGUGUUGUUUGUUGUUUUUAUUGCACUGCUUUGCUUUAUCUUGGCCAGGUCGCAGUUGUAAAUGAGAACUUGUUCUCAACUGGCUUACCUGGUUAAAUAAAGGUGAAAUAAAAUAAAUAAAUAAAUAUCUACCCCAAUCUCUCAUAUUUUUAAUAAGUGCUUGAUUUAUGGGGUGUGCCCAGAAGUCUGGAAAAAGUCAAAGGUUAUUCCACUACCUAAGGAUUAAACAUUCUGAAUUCACUGGUCCUAAUAUGCUUGCUGCCUGUGUUAAGUAAAUUAUUUGAAAAAAAUGUAUCUGUACAAAUUAAGGAUUAUUUCUCAUGUAAUGGUCUGAUUACAGGUUUACAGCAUCCAUACAAAGAAUGGCAUUCUACGAGUACGGCCUUAGCACAAAUGACAGAUGAUUGGUUAAAGAGUAUGGAUGACAGGAAGUUAGUCGGUGCAGUGUUGCUAGAUUUCAGUGCUGCUUUUGAUGUAAUUGAUCAUGAACUGUUACUAGGUAAACUAAAAUGUUAUGGUUUUAAGUCUGCAUCUCUAUCCUGGAUGGAAAGCUAUCUAUCCAGAAGAAGGCAAAAAUUAUUUAAUGGUAGCUUUUCAAACAGUAAAGAUAUACGCUGUGGUGUUCCUCAAGGAAGCUGCCUAGGCCCACUUCUCUACUCUGUCUUUACUAAUGAUUUACCUUCAGUAAUGAGCAAAGCAAGAGUGGUAAUGUAUGCUGAUGACUCUACAAUGUAUAGCGCAGCAUCAGAAUGUAAUGAGCUAACAGAUGUACUGAGUAGUGAACUAAGAAUGGUGUCUGAGUGGGUUGAUAUGAACAAAUUGGUGUUGAACAUUUCUAAAACUAAAUGUAUUGUACUUGGUUCAAGAUAUAUGCUUGUUGAUGAUCCCCAAUUGAAUUUGUUGAUGAAUAGAACGCAUGUAGAGCAAGUGAAAAAAACGGAACUACUAGGCAUCAUGGUCAGAACACAUAGAUAUUGUUAUUAAAUGGGUAAGGGAAUUGCUGUUACAAGAAAAUGUUCAGGGUAUGUAACAUCUAGCACUCUGAAUCAGGUGAUUCAAUCCCUGGUCCUAUCACACCUAGAGUACUGUCCAGUUAUAUGGUAAUCUGCAGCAAAGAAAGAUAUAAAUAAAAGCUAAAUCACUCAAAACAGGGCUGCCAGAUUAGCUCUUCAUUGCUCUAUCCGUAUGAAUAUUAUCCAAAUGCAUCAAUCUCUCAUGGCUUCACGUUGAAAACACAGUCCUAUCCAAUCUUCUGAUUUUCUUUAGGAAUGUUAUUAUUAUUAUUUUUUUAUUAUUAUUUUUUAACGGAUUUAUCAGACCAGUUAGUACAUACUGGCAACACGCAUAACCACCAAACCAGACAGGUAAAUUCAGGGCAUCUAAGACAACCCAAGCCAAGGACAAAUCGCCUUCAAUCUACAGUUUUAAAUAGAGCCAUAGCUGAAUGGAACUCUUUACCAAUCCAUAUUUCUCAGGCAAAAAAGUAAAUCCACCUUCAAGAAAAAAAUGAAAGAACAUCUAAUGCAAUAGACCAUAUGACUGGACAGGAAAUAGAAAGCAUCAACUGAAUGUUAAAUGUGUUACAUGUCAGGUAUUUUAAUUGCCUGUAUUGUCUACUUGUUAAAUGUUGUAAAGUCUUUAAUUUGUAAUUGUUUGGAAUGUCUUAUUAAUUGGUGUUGGACCCCAGGAAGAUUAGCGAACGUUACGGCGUUAGCUAAUGGGCAUCCUAAUAAAAAUACUAUCAGAGCCGAUGACAGCCCUGAGCCAAUCACACAGCUAGCACUGUGUGAUACUGUAUUACUGUUUAAGUUGCACUCUAUGGUUUAGCUUUGUGUGCUGUGUACUGUAUUCCAGCUUGUUAUGAUGGUUGAUGGGGAUAUUGUUUUUGAUUGAUGUUUAAACAAGAUAAAAGUCCUUGUGAUCCUAAUACGCUUUGUGUCUACAUGUUACUGUGGUCCCUAACUGCUCUGUCUCUCUAUCGCCCCCUGCAGAGCGUGGAGACUGUGUGCACGCUGUACCACACCUUCCAAGAGGGCUCCGGGGGCCUGAUGGAGGGCCACAAAGAACCCCCGAACCCAGGGGCCGAGCCCACCCUGCUCAGAACCUGCCCCCGACACAUGAGCGCCACCGAGAGGCUCAGCAAGGUCAUCCAGGAGCUGGUGGACACAGAGAAGUCCUACGUCAAGGUAAUUAUUUGUUAUCUUACUUUUAUAAUUCUUGAAGGUAAUAGCCAAUUCAGUCUAUUCAGUUGAGCCAGGAUGAAGAGACAGGGCAUAGGAAAGCAAAGCCACAGAAGAGUAACAAGACAAUUGUCUAUUUCUGUUGCGCCAUGGGGAGAAACAAAGUAGCCUGCUUCAUUAUACUCUACAGUACACAGGCUCAUAAUUCAGAGGCCCUGUACAGCUCAAGUUUCCAACUCUCAUGAUCUUCACCUCGUCUCUCUGUGUGUGUCAGAGGAGUCUGCUGAUUGUCCUACAGCUCUCUCUCUCUCUCUCUCUCUCUCUCUCUCUCUCUCUCUCUCUCUCUCUCUCUCUCUCUCUCUCUCUCUCUCUCUCUCUUUAUUGGCAUGGGAAACGUAUGUUAACAUUGCCAAAGCAAAUGAAGUAGAUAGUAAACAAAAGUGAAAUAAACAAAUAUUAACAGUAAACAUUACACUCAGAAGUUCCAAAAGAAUAAAGACAUUUCAAAUGUCAUAUUAUGUCUAUAUACAGUGUUGUAACAAUGUGCAAAUAGUUAAAGUACAAAUGGGAAAAUAAAUAAACAUAAAUAUGGGUUGUAUUUACAAUGGUGUUUGUUCUUCACUGGUUGCCCUUUUCUUGUGGCAACUCUAUGAUGCAGUGGUGGUGUAUAAGUGGCAUUGGUGUUGUCGGAUUCACUAACCCACCUCUUGUGUCUCUUUCGCUUUGUCUGUCUUUCCUUCCUCCAGGACCUGAGUUGCCUCUUUGAGAUCUACCUGAAGCCCUUGCAGAAUGAGACCUUCCUCACUCUGGACGAGGUAGAGGAGGGAGCCCCUGAGAGGAGGGAGGGGGGUUGGUGGGAUUGGUGGAGGGGAGGACGGGGGAUUGGAGGGGGAGUUAAUAGAGAUAGAGAAUUUGAUGAGGUUGGUUCAUGAUGACUGAUCCAGGCUCUGUCGUAGCCGGCCGCAACCGGGAGACCAAUGGGGCGGCGCACAAUUGGCCCAGCGUCGUCCAGGGUAGGGGAGGGAAUGGCCGGCAGGGAGGUAGCUCAGUUGGUAGAGCAUGGUGUUUGCAACGCCAGGGUUGUGGGUUCGAUUCCCACGGGGGGCCAGUAUGAAAAUAAUAUAAUAAUAAUGUAUGCACUAACUGUAAGUCGCUCUGGAUAAGAGCGUCUGCUAAAUGACGUAAAUGUAAAUGUAAAAAUGAAGAUUGAUAGCUUUAUUAGAUUGGGGUGGGGGUGAGGUUAAAUUACCUCAGUAAUGAACUCUCAGGACCUCUUCUUAUUAGUCCCUUACUGACAUAGGACCAAAUAUUAGAAAGUGUGGGUAAGAUUCUGUUUGUAGUCUUCCAUUGUUCAUCGAUACAAUUUACUCUUAUCUCAGGUUGGGAUUAGUCCUUGUGUGACUGUCCCUCUCUGAGCCCACAAGGCUAUGGCUGGAGAAUGCUAAUGAUAGUAUAGCUUUAGUCCCACUUAGCUAGGGACAUUGAUGUGAACUGAGCCUAACCUCAGUCUCAGGACGACGCUCUCACAGGAGAGAUCCAUCGAUACACACUGAGGAGUGUGGCUGAUUAAACCACCAUUAACAGACACUCAGACGUGUCUAGGCACACAGUGGACAAGAGAGCAAGACACCCUGAAUAUAUUUUAAUGAAGGUGAGGGAGUGGGAAGGAGAGAGCGAGAGACUGGGAGAUUGUAUUAGAGAUGGAAGGAAAGAGAGGCUGUUCCUAAGUGCCUCUCACAUCUGAGACAUUAGAGGGGGUGGUGAACGAGUGACUGACUGCUGUCAAAUCAACAUUUAUUUGUCACAUGCGCCGAAUACAACGGGUGUAAACCUUACCGUGAAAUGCUUGCCAACAAUGUAGUUCAAGAAAUAGAGUUAAGAAAAUAUUUACUAAAUAAACUAAAGUAAAAAAAUUUUUUAAAAUAAAAAGUAACACGAUAAAAUAACAAUAACGAGGCUAUAUACAGGGUGUACCGGUACCGAGUCAAUGUGCGGGGGUACAGGUUAGUCGAGGUAAUUUGUACUUGUAGGUAGUGGUAAAGUGACUGCAUAGAUAAUAAACAGCGAAUAGCAGCAGUGUAAAAACAAAGGGGGGGGGGUCAAUGUAAAUAGCCAUUUGAUUAAUUGUUCAGCAGUCUUAUGGCUUGGGGGUAGAAGCUGUUAAGGAGCCUUUUGGUCCUAGACUUGGUGCUCCGGUACCGCUUGCCGUGCGGUAGCAGAGAGAACAGUCUGAGUUGGGUGACUGGAGUCUUUGACCAUUUUUUGGGCCUUCCUCUGACACCGCCUAGUAUAUAUCUCUGACCAGGCCCAUGUCUCUCCUUUCCUUCAGAUGGAUAGUCUUUUUGGCAGCCUGCCAGAGAUGCUGGACUUCCAGAGGGUGUUCCUGCAGACACUGGAGGAGAGGAUCGCCUCUUCACCUGACUUCAGAACGCUGGAGACCCCUGAGCAGUUUAAGGUAUGGUAGCUUGGAGCACACACAAACACACGUGACCCCUAUGUUACAGCUGCCUCUGCCAACCAUCUCUUGCAAAAUACACACAUGACAUGAAACCACAUACUCAUAGGUUUAUUAACCAGUGAGCUAUGAUGGUGUCCUGUCACACCUUGGGAUAUUAAUUAUUGAAGAGAUGUCACAGGUUCACACAUGGUUGAUUUACUGCAUCGACAUGGCAACGUGUGUGGCCUAUUGAUUUUGCGAUGUUGACUUGGAGAAUUGUAUCUUGAUAAAAGCACUGUACUCAGGGGUUAGAGGGGGCGGGGCCUGGGGGAUUUUAAACACUGUCCAAUGGGAGGGAGGUGAGAGUGGUCAGGUCACGACUUCACAUGUUCUCUCCAUCCCUCUCUCCAUCACACACUCACACUCUCCCUCCAUCUCUCUCUUUCUUUCUUUCUCACUCUCUCUUUCUCUCUCUCUUGUCUCUCUCUGUGUCUCUGUGAUUCCAGAAGCUUCUCUUCUCUCUGGGUGGAUCCUUCCUGUACUACGCUGAUCACUUCAAGCUCUACAGCGGCUUCUGUGCCAACCACAUCAAGGUCCAGAAAGUCUUGGAGAGAGGUACGGGUCUCCCCUCUACCCAACGCUGUCCCCCACCCCACAUCUGCCCACAAUACCCACUUGCACCUCCAUUGCAUCAUCCCCACCAUCCCCAGCACUCUAUGUAAAUGACAUGGCUGACUAGGCUCCUACUGUCCAGCAUCAAUAAUGUACUCCAGUAAAAUGUCUCUGAGUGGAGCUACUCGCUUGGUAAAAGUAAUGUGAUGCAAUUCCACUUUACUUCAACCGCCUCUUGCGUAUUAACUCUAUCAAUCUGGACUCCCUGCAUUCUCUUUCAUAUCAACUCAACUGUGAAUGGCUUCCCAUUGUAAAACUGUGAAAGUGCCUAGGCUAGCUGAAGUCCCCCCAUUGCGCAGCACAGCUAAAGCUGGUCUAUAAUGAGAGAAAAACUAUUAAACGCUGACAGGGGUAGCGCUAGUCAUUUUGAGCACCCCUGUGUAAUGAUUGAAUAUAAAUGUUGAACUUAAUUUAUUUCUAUGACGUUGGCCUCCUCCGUUUUGGGCACACUGCCCAGCGCAGAAUGAAUGAAACAAGAGUGGGAAAAUUGCACCCCUGUGCCUCUUAAAUUCCUCCCAUUACAAGAUUAUGUGCGGCGUUCCUAGAAGCAGGUACCGAAAUGGAGUUUUAAUGGCGCAGGGAGAAUCUGGCAAGUGGUUUGGCCUGUUCCACCACAGUCUCUGAUGAAUCAGAAUGAACUGGAGUAGGAAACAGCAUAGUAAACAUGAUACAUCACUACAGCACUACUGUUACAGUGGCGUAGGGCAUUAGAGCAGAACUCACAGUAUACUACAACACACAGCACAGGCCAGCAGUACACAGCAUAGCCUAGCACAGUGGAACCCAGCACAGCUGAAUGAGGGUGUUCACAGAGAAUCUGUGGGUGUCUGUCAGCGGUUCUAGUAAUUACACGUUCUCGUUCUCCCUGGGUUCUCGCUGCGCACACACUUUGUGUUUACUCGUUAAUUGCCUGCCAAUUACUGUGUGAAGUGUCAAUGCGGCUGCCUGUCGGUCUGUGGCUCAGAGUGCUAUAAUUAAUACUCUAAUGGCCUCUCAAUCGUUCCACACAGAGACGCACGGCAAGGUGGUGAGGAAUGUCAACACCUGACCUCCAGAAAGCCUCUCUGUGUUACAGUGCUACACCACGCAGCACCCAAUAUUAGCAUCUCUCCACUCUAUACACUGUGAAUGAAAAUCACUGCAGUGAUUCUUUUGAAACAUAGUGUCUUUUGAAUGGUAGUGUUUUGAGUGGAGUGGCAGUCUCAUGUCAACACCAUGUUUUACAGAAGCUACAGUGCAUUCGGAAAGUAUUCAGACCCCUUGACUUUUUCCACAUUUUGUUACGUUAGUCUUAUUCUAAAAUGGAUUAAAUUGUUUUUUUCCUGUUCAUCAAUCUACACACAUACUCCAUAAUGACAAAGCUAAAACAGGUUUGCAAAUGUAUUAAACUGAAAUAUCACAUUUUUCUUACAUAAGUAUUCAGACCCUGGCCUCCCGAGUGGUGCAGUGUCACUAGAGAUCCUGGUUCAAGUCCAGGCUCUGUCGCAGCCGGCCGCAACCGGGAGACCCAUAGGGCGGCGCACAAUUAGCCCAGCACUGUCCAGGGUAGGGGAGGGUUUGGCCGGCAGGGAUGUUCUUGUCCCAUCGCGCACUAGCGACUGCUGUGGCGGGCCGGGCACAGUACACACUGACUCGGUCGCCAGGUGUACAGUGUUUCCUCCGUUACAUUGGUGCGGCUGGCUUCCGGGUUAAGCGGGCAUUGUGUCAAGAAGCAGUGCGGCUGGGUUGGGUUGUGUUUCUGAGGACCCACGGCUCUCGACCUUUGCCUCUCCCGAGUCCAUACGGGAGUUGCAGCAAUGGGACAAGACUGUAACUACCAAUUAGAUACCACGAAAUUGGGGUAAAAAAAUCAAAAAUCAAAAUAAAACCUAAGUAUUCAGACCCUUUACUCAGUACUUAGUUGAAGCACCUUUGGCAGCGAUUACAGCCUUGAGUCUUCUUGGGUAUGACGCUACAAGCUUGGCACACCUGUAUUUGGGGAGUUUCUCCCAUUGUUCUCUGCAGAUCCUCUCAAGCUCUGUCAGGUUGGAUGGGGAGCGUCGCUGCACAACUAUUUUCAGGUCUCUCCAGAGAUGUUCUAUCAGGUUCAAGUCCGGGCUCUGGCUGGGCCACUCAAAGAUAUUCAGAGACUUGUCCCGAAGCCACUCCUGCGUUGUCUUGGCUGUGUGGUUAGGGUCGUUGUCCUGUUGGAAGGUGAACCUUCGCCUCAGUCUGAGGUCCUGAGCUCUCUGGAGCAGGUUUUCAUCAAGGAUCUCUCUGUACUUUGCUCCGUUCAUCUUUCCCUUGAUCCUGACUAGUCUCGGAGUCCCUGCCACUGAAAAACAUUCACACAGCAUGAUGCUGCCACCACCAUGCUUCACCGUAGGGAUGGUGCCAGGUUUCCUCCAGAUGUAACGCUUGGCAUUCAGGCCAAAGAGUUCAAUCUUGCUUUCAUCAGACCAUAGAAUCGUGUUUCUCAUGGUCUGAGAGUCCUUUCGGUGCCUUUUGGCAAACUCCAUGUGAGCUGUCAUGUGCCUUUUACUGAGGAGUGGCUUCUGUAUGGCCACUCUACCAUAAAGGCCUGAUUGGUGGAGUGCUGCAGAGAUGGUUGUCCUUCUGGAAGGUUCUCCCAUCUCCACAGAGGAACUCUGGAGCUCUGUCAGAGUGACCAUCGGGUUCUUGGUCAAAUGCCUGGCCAAGGCCCUUCUCCCCCGAUUGCUCAGUUUGGCCGGGCGGCCAGCUCUAGGAAGAGUCUUGGUGGUUCCAAACUUCUUACAUUUAAGAAUGAUGGAGGCCACUGUGUUCUUGGGGAACUUCAAUGCUGCAGAAAUGUUUUGGUACCCUUCCCUGUGUCUCGACACAAUCCUGUCUCGGAGCUCUACGGACAAUUCCUUCGACCUCAUGGCUUGGUUUUUGCUCUGACAUGCACUGUCAACUGUGGGACCUUAUAUAGACAGGUGUGUGCCUUUUCAUGUCCAAUCAAUUGAAUUUACCACAGGUGGACUCCCAAGUUGUAGAAACAUCUCAAGGAUGAUCAAUGGAAACAGGAUGCACCUGAGCUCAAUUUCUAGUCUCAUAGCAAAGGGUCUUUAUACUCAUGUAAGUAAGGUAUUUCUGUUUUUUAUUUUUAAUACAUUUGAUAACAUUUCAAAAAAACUGUUUUCGCUUUGUCAUUAUGGGGUAUGUGUGUAGAUUGAUGAAGAAGAAAAAAAUAUUUUAUCAAUUUUAGAAUAAGGCUGUAACGUAACAAAAUGUGGAAAAAGUAAAGGGGUCUGAAUACUUUCUGAAUGCACUGUACCUACCUGCAGUGUUGCCAUUUUACUGCAGUCAUGCUAGGGUGAGGAGUAGCCUAUACUGCCCCCCUGUGGACAAGUAUUAUUGCACCAAGAUACCAUGAUAGGUCUAAUGCUAGCACCACUAGCACCAUCCUCCAAGCUUGCGACAGUAUGAGAGAUGUGAUUGAAAAUACUGACGUACAGAGCUUGGUAAAGUAAGUCUAAUGUUUGUCUGUUGUCUACAGCUAAGACUGACUUGGCCUUUAAGGAGUUCCUGGAUGCGAGGAACCCAACGAAGCAGCACUCGUCCACCCUGGAGUCCUACCUGAUCAAGCCAGUCCAGAGAGUGUUAAAGUACCCUCUACUGCUCCGAGAGCUAGUGUCCCUCACUGACACAGACAGCGAGGAGCACUACCACCUCACAGGUACAUUGAAGAUGCACACACACAAACAUAACACACACACGCACGCACACACUAACACUUCCCUCUCCUCUUAUGUACCCCCAGAGGCCCUGAAGGCCAUGGAGAAGGUGGCCAGCCACAUCAAUGAGAUGCAGAAGAUCUAUGAGGAUUAUGGCUCUGUGUUUGACCAGCUGGUGGCAGAGCAGAGUGGCCAUGAGAAGGAGGUAGCUAUACUGUACUGUACCCUGCUGCUCUACCCUCUGCUUCAAUUACAGCAGCUUUCAUCACACUCACUCAUAUCUUUAAUCUGGACACGUACUUAGGCCAAAACCAGCACAGCCUACGUUUGCUGCAUAACCAUCAAGGUCAAUUCAGUCUAUUCAAGGGAUCUUGGUGAUAUGUCUCUUACAGAAACUGGAUGGAAAUAGCUAAGUUCCCUUGUAGAUACUUCCUCCUAUAGGUACUCAACAUCCACCCCACAUAGAUGGCACUUGGUUGUGGUAGCUGAAGCCCCAUUCCCUGUACACAUUACUUAGUACGUCCCUCACACACUGACUGUGGCCCAUGGGGUUCCUUCUCUCUCCCAGGUCACAGAGCUUUCCAUGGGAGAAUUCCUCAUGCAUUCCUCUGUCGUCUGGCUCAACCCCCAUCUCUCGCUGGGCCGCAUGAGAAAGGAUCCCGAGCUGACCGUGUUUGGUGAGUUGGAGAGACACUGUACCGCUACUGCGGCAUUAUGGGAAAGAGAUUGCCUGGCCCCUGCCAGAGCCAGAGGCGGUUGGCAGUCUGUCUGCCUGGAAUCCUAUCAAAUUCCAUUUGAAAUGCUGAGUCCACUGGCUUUAGACAAACACAUGUAAACACAACACACAUUUAAUGACUAACUAUUAGAUAAAUGUCUUGUAUAUCCACCUAAAUAUUAAUGGUACUGUUUAGUGUUACACCAGUAUAAUUUGGGACUUUUAUGGAUAUAGUGCCAAUGUGCUGUAAACUCAGAUGUAAAAUGCUUCUGAGCGGAUGGAUUCCCUGUGUACAUUCCCAAAGUUGUGUUCAUAAUCAGUGUUCAUGUCCUUUCUCUCAUCAGUGUUCAAGAAGGCAGUGAUACUUGUCUAUAGGGAGAGCAACAAGCUCAAGAAGAAGGUGAGACCUCUCUCUCUAUCACUUUCAUUUACUUUCAUACAAGGGUGAAAGUAAGCCGGUAUGGUAUGGCAUCCCGGCAAAAUAAAUUGUGUAAGUACGCCGUACCGGUAAAACGUGAUUAACACAAAAUGCUAAGAAAACUAUAGGCUAUUACACCAUUAUGUAACAUUACCGCAUGUCAGCCGCAUGAAAAAUGAGCGAAUUGACUUGAAACCGGGUGGAAUACGCUCCAAAUUGCAUUGUGGUUUGACCAGAAUACUUACUUACAUUUCGCCAAGUUGGAGAUGAGUGACCGAGGUGGGUGCGGAAAACAGUGGACGCAAUUCAGGCUACAAGUGUAGGCCUAAUGACAAUCGCAGAAUGUCAUUACAAUACAUGUAGGUGUUUUGUAGCAGAUGUCCCUUUCCAUUCAUCAAAUUGCAGGUGCACAGUCUCGGGGUUGGAUGCUGGAAAUAUUUUGUGAGUGGACAGUCAGAUGAAAACAUCAUGACUGGUUGUGUUUAUGCCACAUUAAAAGUCAUAGGUGGUGUGUCCAUAAGGCUAGGGGAAGCUACGCUUUCCCUAAAGCAAAUUUCCAUUUCCAAAAUUAUAUAGCCUACUCCUGUCUAUACAGAAAUAAAUAAAAUCACUCAAAAUAGGCUACUACAUCAGAAAGCAUGAUUUGGCCACAGAGGAUCAUUAGCUUAAAAAGCUGUGGAUUGUUUUAAAUCGCAUAGCCUACAGUUGGAAGGGCCUGCAAAUUGGGCAGCAUGCGCUGCAAAUACCAAAUUAAUUAUUGUUGAGUUGUGACUGUCAGUGAAAAGCAGAGAGACUCAGCCAGGCAUAUUGCAAUAUUUAAUAAUACAACAGUUUGGAAAGCAUAUGGCUAUUGCUGUAAAGAGAAGACAAUGAAAGACUCCAGUCUGUCUUUUAGUUAUCAAAAUUCUCAACUUAAUUGAGCAAACAGUAGCCUAUCUUAUUGGCACCAGCGGAAAACACCGGCCAUAUCCCCGGUGAGUGUGCAUAUUAACUUUAUCAUUGGGUCAGUGCCACUUUUAUUUGUUUUUGGACAAUCAUCUCCUCCUCCAGGUUAGAUGGACGUCAUAUUGUAUUUGUGUCUCCCCUUUUCGUAGGCCGAUUAUAUGGAUCAGACAAUGUUGUUUUUAUUGAUCUGUUUGUCAGUGUCAGCAGAGUAGGCUACCCUGUAAUGUUUGUCAUAUUAAAAAAGAUUCUGCUAAUGUCUCCAGUCAUAUAAAGUGUAGUAGAAUUGCAUGACAUUUGUUUAUAAAAAGGCCAAUAUUUUCCUGUGCGAAGAAAGGAGCAGAAAUGUAUCUGAUAUAGCCUAGGCCUACUCUACUCACCACUAGGCGCUGCAUUGAACAGUAUUUUCUGCAAACAUUGAGUGUACAAAACAUUAGGAACAUGACAGACUGACCAGGGGAAUCCAGAUGAAAGCUAUGAUCCCUUAUUGAUGUCACCUGUUAAAUCCACUACAAUCAGUGUAGAUGAAGGGGAGGAGACAGGUUAAAGAAGGAUUUUUAAGCCUUGAGACAAUUGAGACAUGGAUUGUCUAUGUGUGCCAUUCAGAUGGUGAAUGGGCAAGACAAAAGAUUAAAGUGCCUUUGAACGGGGUAUGGUAGUAGGUGCCAGGUGCACUGGUUUGUGUGUCAAGAACUGCAACGCUGCUGGGUUUUUCACCCUCAACAGUUUCCCAUGUGUAUCAAGAAUGGUCCACCACCCAAAGGACAUCCAGCCAACAGCAGGCCAGUAGUCGAAAACGGGUUAUUGAUGAAAGAGGACAAAGGAGGCUGGCACAAAUUGUGCAACAGACAGGCUACAGUUAGUCAACUGACAGUCCAGUACAACACUGGUGCCCAAAGACCCAUAAAAGAAUGCACAACUCGUUGUACCUUGACACAAAUGGGGUAUGGUAGCCGACGACCUUACAGAGUUCCACUUCUUUCAGCAAAAAACAAGAAACUGCGGUUGCAGUGGGCUAAGGAAUGAAAAUUGAAAAAUAUUGCCUGGUCUGAUGAAUCCCGGUUCCUGCUGUUUCAAGCUGAUGGGAGGACUAGGGUAUGGAGAAAACCACAUGAGUACAUGCAUCCAUCAUACCGCGUGUCAGCAUUGCAGGCUGGUGGUGGUGGUGUGGGGUGUGUUUCCAUGGCACACAUUGGGCCCCUUGAUAAAAGUGGAGCAACGUUUGAAUGCCACAAGAUAUCCGAACAUCAUUGCCAAUCAGGUGCUUCCCUUCAUGGCAGCAGUGUAUCCAUCUGCAAAUUGAUUUUUUCAGCAGGAUAAUGCCCCAUGCCAGAAGGCUAGGAAUGGUUCCAUGAACAUGACAGUGAAUUCAGCUUACUGCAGUGGCCUGCCCAGUCACCAGAUCUUAAUCCAAUUGAGCAUCUGUGGGAUGAGAUGGAACGAGCUAUUCAGAGUAGAGAUACUACCAGCCAACUUGACACAACUGUGGGAAGCAUUGGAGUCAACAUGGGCAAGCAUCCCUCUUAGGGUUGAAUGGCGGGAACCCGGUUACUGAGAUUUACCAGAAUUUAUGGCGCAAAACCACUCCCUUUUCCCAGAAUAAAUAACUGAGAGAAACCGGUAAAUUAAAAUAAAUUAUUUAUAUGAACAGCAUGGCAUGAAAUGGAAUGUUAAAUUUUAUGCAAUGUCUAAAUCUGGCUUCUCUACGGCCUCUGCAUGAUCAAUCAUCAACGCUCAGGGUGGGGACAGACAGCCCAUCUCAGUAUGGAGCGCAGUUCACAAUGCAUGUAGACCUAUCAUCUCAUCAUGGUAACUUUUUUUCUUGUUGCAGAUAGGCCUGCAUUUGCUGCAGCAAAGUCUAUGCUACAGUAAUAUAAAGACCGAACGAGUGUCUAAUUUACACAUCUCCAUCUGGCUUUCGGGGGUCACCAUAUUUUUUUAUUGUAAAGAUUUUUUGAUUGCAGCAGCAGAGUUUUAAAACAGCCUAAAACUAAAAUAUCGUUGCUUUAAAUCAGUCUUUCUCUCACCAUCAACUCCAUUCAAAUUGCAUCCAAAAUAGAUAAUCCUGUUCUAGAUUGAGAACUAGACCUAUAUAGAUGUCCUAGCCUACCUCUUUCAGGCAAUAAAUUCAAUGCAGUAUUAGCCUUAUGUUUAGCUAAUUAAUGAUGGGUUAUGCAAAAUAAGCUUCUAACUUGCGCAAGUCUCUUGCGCAAUAAGCAAGUACCUGUGCUCCUGUGGCCUCUAUCCUUAAAAAAACGUCUUAACUCUUGGAGUCCCAUGCAGGAAAAGCUAGACUAGAAAAGCUUGCUGGACAUAAUUUUUUUAUACCAAUAGACUAUUUGAAGAGGGACUCAAGCUCUUGUUUGCUGAAUGUUAAAUACAGCAGCCAAUAGAACUCACGGGUAGUUUGAAAGAAGAGCGAACAUGCGAUGGUGGUAGGCUAUAGCAGUUAUUUAUUCUGACCCAUAACCAUUCAAUCUUCGUGAAGAGAAGUGAAAGCCUUCUUUCUGCAUCUAAUUCUAGUCCUAUAUUAUUCAAGGAUGACAACGAAACGCAUUUAAUUUAACUGUUGAAAGCGAGGAAGGAAUGAAGCAACAAUAGAGAGAGAAAGAGGAGGUAGGCUAAUAGCUUUAGGGGAAAUAUUAUGAAAGGUAUAUAUGCAUCAGUCUACUAAUUAUACAAAUAGGACCUAUUAUAUUUCAAGUUCGCUAGCCUAUACUUGUAACUUUGUAGGCAGCAUGGUUUCAACGAUGUGCAUAAUUCCAGUCCAUAUAUAUAUUUAUUUUUUAUUUAACCUUUAUUUAACUAGGCAAGUCAGUUAAGAACAAAUUCUUAUUUACAAUGACGGCCUACACCGGCCAAACCCGGACGACGCUGGGCCAAUUGUGCGCCGCCCUAUGGGACUCCCAAUCACGGCCGGUUGUGAUACAGCCUGGAAUCGAACCAGGGGGUCUGUAGUGACGCCUCAAGCACUGAGAUGCAGUGCCUUAGACCGCUGCGCCACUCGGGAGCCCAAUACAGUAUAAUACAAUACAGUAAUACUCAAAAUGAUUAGCCUACUGGAGCUUGUUUCAUUUAUUUACCCAAGAGAGCAUAUAGCUAGCAUAGGACUAUUUAUAUGCUUUUGAAUGACACUUCCGGUUUUGGCUGGAAAUACUGGGUUACCCGGGAGAAAAGUGAUUUAUUCUCGGGAUGGAACACUUGUAAAAUACUGGGAAAAUGUAAUCCAUGUGGAACGCUUUCGACAUCUUGUAGAGUCCAUGCCCUGACGAAUUGAGGCUGUUCUGAGGGCAAAAGGGGAUGCAACUCAAUAUUAGGAAGGUGUUCCUAAUGUUUUGUACACUGUAUAUUAUUAGCCUAAAUUAUGACUAUCUAAUCAUCACAUUAGUAAUAGUAGGCUAUCUUACAUACGUCUGCAAAUGCGAGGAUGCAUGAAAUGCUUUAUUAUAAAAAUGCAUUUUUAUGGGGAAAAUGUGCUUCCCCGGACAUGAAACCCACUCACCGCCUAUGUUAAAAGGUAUUACAUGUUAAAAGUGAUAUGACCAAUCUUUACUAGGCCCACAGACAUCAUAUAUGAAAUGAAUAGGGAUUCUAUAUGUAAUUCUAUGAUUACACCCCUAGGCUAUAUUUUUUAAAAUUGUGCGAGAGCUUGCAGGUCCCGUACUGAUAAGAAAUGUACUUUCACAUGCCUUUGAUGUCAACAGUGCCUAACCUCUCUCUCUCUCGUGUGUGUGCAGACCGCCCCUCGCUCGGCGCACUCCCAUGGAGACCUAGACCCCUUCAAAUUCCGCUGGCUCAUCCCGCUCUCUGCACUGCAGGUCCGACUAGGCAACGCUACAGGUAAGAGAGCAAGACACACACACACACACACACACUCCUUUAGACAGACACACAAACAUGCACAUACCCUCCUGGCUCUCAUUAACUAUAUAAGAGAUCACAUUCUCUUGGAUUUUGAGUCUUUUGAAUGUAGAUGUGUUGAUUAAAAGGAGCUUCUCCAAUCUCUUCCCCCUAGGAACUGAGACUACCUGCAUCUGGGAGCUGAUACAUACCAAGUCUGAACUGGAGGGAAGGCCAGAGACUGUCUUCCAGCUGUGUAGCAGGUAAGAGAGAGCAGCAGUUUUGACUGGAGACUAUGGAUCUAUAGCUCUUGUCCUUGACUGCCUUCUACAAGGUUAGGGAGGUGCAUGGACUCUCUAGCCAAUCAGUGGUCCAUUGAGUGUCAGGGGAAAAUGAUCCCCAGCAGGACAGUGGUCCCAGAGGAGUGGCGGGGUGCCCCCCUACUGUAAACUCACUGAGUGAAUUAGCCCUUUUCUAUCAGAGUAUGGUAUAUAAAGAUUCCCGCUGUCUCCCUCCCAGUGUCCCAGAGUGCAAAGUCAACAUCAUCAAGGUCAUCCGCUCCAUCCUCCGGGAAAACGUCAGGCGGAACAUGCUCCCGGCCGAGAGGCGGUGUAAGGAGCGCCUCACGCCUCUACGCAGCACCCUGCCCUCCUCUGCCAGGAUAGGUGAGUCCCAUCCCUACCCUGUUCCAAAAAAUCACUUAAAAUAACACUGCUUUGAUUUCUAUUUAAGUGAUAAUGCCCUCGAAGCCGGUGUUUGGAGGAUAUAUUGGCACGGGUGUCCGUCGAGGGCCGGCAAACUGUGCCAAUAUAUCCUCCUAACACCUGCUUCGAGGGCAUUAUCACUUUUAUACAACGGGUUACCAACAUAUUCAAAUAAUGAUUGACACAUUUUCAUUAAAAACGUUACUUUGAUGAAUUUAUUCAUACUAUUUCAUCCUUCCACAAGAUAUAGUCCCGACACAAAUCUAGGGUUGCUACCCAAGCAAAAUGGUCGUUUGUUCUAUCGGUUCGGUUGCCAGAGACGCUACCCAGUCGUUCAGCUGGAGAUUGAAUUUGAAUAUUGAAACAAUGUUGCAAAUGUCGGAGAGCCAGACAGCAAGGUUUAUACAAAUCUCUGCUGUUGAAAACUAAAUGUUAGUCCAAAAGAAAUGUGACAAUGUCUAGAUGCUGUUUAUAGUGGAGAUUAAGUUGAUAAAUUACCUGGCUGGGCUGAUGAGACAGUGGAUUGCGCAGUCAGAUGGAACAGAGUAAAUAGGCAUUUUAACAUCAUAGAUUUAGUCGGUGGUAACUUGUGGAACAGACACCGGCUGGAAUGCGGUUUUAACCAAUCAGCAUUCAGGAUUAGACCCACCCAUUGUAUAACUUUAAAUAACAUGACCUUGACUUAAAGAUUAUAAGCCCUCAUUGACUUACAUACACUAGUGUCUGUGCCCAAAUAUGAGUGAGUAUAUUGCUCAGUUAGCAAUUCUCUCACUCUCUCUUCCAUCCCCCACCAGGUUCGUCCAGAGCCACCUGGCUGUGUAAGCAGCCCAAGCUGGAUCUCCCCACCCCAACCAGCACACUGAAACCUGGCCAGCCUGACUCUGACGAGGGCAGCCUGAGCAGCGGCACCCACAGCUCCUCUGGAGCUCCCCCAGCCAACGGUCCCACACAGCCCAAGACACUGCCCACCCGACAGGCCUGGUCCCGGGGCUUCCGGCAUAGCCAGCGCUCCUCUGUCUCUAGCUCCGUGAAGGAGUCAGACAUUCUGAGUGAUGAGGACGAUGAUGAGUUCAGUGAGUCUGGGGGGCGGCAGGAGGGGCAAGGGAGCUCCCCGACGAGCGCCAUCGAGGCCCAGUUUCUCAGUCUGAGGCUGUCGGAGGAGGCAGCGUCCUCCCGGGCGCCGGCCCCCCGCGUGCAGCCAGAGGGUGCGGAGGUGGACACCCCGGAGAGCCCGCCCAAACUGGUUCAGGGCCACCACUGCCCCGUGAAGAGGAAAGACAGCAGCAGCCAGCGGUAUAGCCAGGGGGCGCUACUGAGCCUGAGGGAACACAGCCGUUCCAUGGACAGCCAGACGGACGUGGCAGCGAUGGACCUCAACACUCUACUGGAGAGAGAGUUCAGUGUGCAGAGCCUCACCUCCGUGGUCAACGAGGACUGUUUCUACGACCCUACGGACUCUUCAGACACCACAGAUACCACAUACACUGGCAGUGCCCCCAACUCCUCGUAG